AUGACUACAGGGACGACUGAUAAUUCAUCGAAGGACCAACAUCACCAUCUUCCUCAUUUACAUCCAAACAUCAUCAAAGAUAGUUCGGCUGGUGGAGCAGGAAUUAUUGCUGGUGAAUUGGCUGCUGAAGAUGAAGGUCUUAUCAGUAAUGCUCAAUUAAAAUCUCAUUCAUAUGGUGCCAUUCAAGCUUCAUCCAGUGAAGAUACUAUCAGUUCAGCCGAUGAUAAUGGUGGUUAUGCCUUACCCAAACGUCAAUUAUUCACUGUCAUCUCAUCUUUAUUCAUGGCUGCUUAUUUGGCUGCUUUGGAUAUGACAGUGGUUACUACUUUAUUAACUUUAAUUGCAUCUGAUUUAAAAAGUAUUUCAAAUAUAUCUUGGAUUGCAACUGCUUAUUUAUUAUCUUGUUCAGCCUUCCAACCUUUAUUUGGUAAAUUAUCCGAUAUCUUUGGUAGAAAGAAUUUAUUAAUGUUAUGUUGUGCCUUCUUUGCCGUGGGUUGUAUGAUUUGUGUUACUGAUUCAUUAUUCUGGUUAGUAAUUGGAAGAUUUGUUACUGGUAUUGGUGGUUCAGGAUUAACUUCAUUAGGUACCAUUACUAUGUCUGAUUUAAUCCCCUUAAGAGAUAGAGGAUUUUAUCAAGGCUUAGCUAAUGUAUUCUUUGGCUUAGGUUCAGCCUCAGGUGGUAUGGUUGGUGGUUUAAUUGCCGAUUAUUUCGGUUGGAAAUAUGUAUUUAUUUUACAAGUCCCAUUAGCUGUCGUUCUUGGUGUUUCACUUUAUUUGAAUCUUAAUUUACCUGAAGGUUCACCUGGUUUAGGAGCUCAUGGAGUUGAUAUCAGACAAAAAUUAAAAAGAGUAGAUUUCUUAGGUUCAUUCUGUUUAGUAAGUUCUUUAAUGUUAAUCUUAACUGCCGCUUCAUUAGGGGGUAAAGAUAUUCCAUAUUCUUCAAACACAUUCAUUGCCCUUGUUUCCACCUCAUUCUUCCUUUUAGGUGCCUUUGGUUAUGUUGAAGCAUAUGUUUCAGAAGAACCAAUCAUUCCAAUCCACUUAUUAGCCAAUAGAACCAUUUUGGCAUCAUCAUUAACUAAUUGGUUUUAUACUAUGGGAAUUUUCACUUAUUUAUUCUAUAUCCCUGUCUACUAUACUUCUGUCAUGCAAUUCACCGCUACUCAAAAUGGAUUAAGAUUAGUUCCAAAUUUCUUUGGAGUAUCCAUUGGAUCCAUCGGAGCUGGUAUUUACAUGCGUAGUACCGGUAAAUAUUAUAAUUUCACCAUCGCAGUAGGGAUAUUAUCAGUAAUUGGAGUGAUUAGAAUCUUAUGUAUUAGUCCAGAGAUUCCAACUUGGGAACAAUUUGUAUUGUUAUUACCUUCAGGUUUAGGUUAUUCAAGUAUGUUGACUGUAACAUUAUUAUCAUUAAUUGCGGCAGUCCCAGCUAAAUACCAAGCUUGUACAACUUCAAUCCAAUAUACUUUUAGAUCGACUGGUUCGACUUUAGGUGUUGCUAUUGCCUCUGCCAUUUUCCAAAAUUUAUUAAGAUCAAAUUUAUAUACUAAGAUUUAUGCAUUAGUUCCUGAUAAAGAUGAAGCCGCUGAGAUUAUCGCUCAAGCUUUGGCCAAUACAAAUUAUUCAAACCAUGCUCCUACAGCCUUAAUCAAACAAGCUAUUAUUGAUUCGUAUGCAAAUGGUUGUAGAGGGGCAUUCUGGUUUAGUGUUAUUACUGUUAUUGUGGGUUUUGCCACUUCAUUGUUCAUGAGAGAACAUAAAUUACAUACCAGUAUCAAUAGAGAUUAG
Molecule: messenger RNA, 1785 nt
Organism: Scheffersomyces coipomensis
Lineage: Eukaryota; Fungi; Ascomycota; Pichiomycetes; Serinales; Debaryomycetaceae
Exons: 1
Coding region: 1-1785 (594 amino acids)
Biological process (GO): transmembrane transport; basic amino acid transport
Cellular component (GO): fungal-type vacuole membrane
Molecular function (GO): basic amino acid transmembrane transporter activity
Source: RefSeq, a predicted model, not a curated record